This is a messenger RNA of Paramecium pentaurelia, 1678 nucleotides long. Lineage: Eukaryota; Ciliophora; Oligohymenophorea; Peniculida; Parameciidae. The record is from the annotation of a GenBank genome assembly.
AUGAAAAAAAACAAUCGUUAAAGAAUUAACAAUGAUUCUUCCAUUAGAACAAGAAGUAGGUAGAAAUCCAUAAAUGAGAAUGAGGAAAAAAUAAGAAAAUAAAUCGAUGAAGAGUUUGAGAAACAAAAAUAACAAGCAAAAUUAUAAGUUCAAAAUUUACUUUAAGAUGAAAAUAGUUGUAGUAAAGCAGAUCUAAAAAAGGAGAUCGUUAAAGGAAGAGUAGCAGUAGAUGAAUGUUUUCUUUACAAAGCUGACUACCAUGUUUACGAGAUUAAUAAUCAAAUUUAUGAUUCUCUAUUGAACCAAACUAAUAUUGCUUCAGGUAAUAACAACAACAAAUUUUACAUAGCAUAAAUCUUAGAGAGUGAUAAAUAGCCUUGUAAGUCUUGUUAUUUUAUUUUAGUUAAGUACUAUUUUUUCACUAGAUGGGGCAGAGUAGGUUAAAAGGGUUAGCAUGCAGCAAAAGAAUUGUCUCUAUAAUCUUGUAUCGAUGAAUAUGAGUAAAAAAUUUAUGAUAAAACUGUUGCAGGUGAUUAUAAAAUUUUAGAAAAAUUCCUCAUUCAAUAAAAUACUGAGUCAUCUAAUGAAAUGGUACAUUAUGAAAAAUCGAUGUUGUAAAAAGAAAUUAAAAAUUUUCUUAAACUUAUUUAUGAUGUUAAAAUGAUGGAUAAAUAAAUGAUGGAGUAUUAAUAAUUUUAUUAAUUUCAGGAUUGGUUAUGAUUCUUCAAAAAUGCCAUUGGGAAAGUUAGGCAAUGAAACCAUAAAAAAAGGUUAUUGUAUAUUAAAGAAAAUUGCAGAAGCAAUAAAUGAAACCAAAAUAGCUAAAGCCAAAAAAAAAUGUUUAUUAGAAAGUUUAUCAUCUGACUUUUAUUCUUAUAUUCCUCAUAACAAUGGAUACUCAAAAUUAAAAUCUUUGGAUUCUAAUUCAGAUAUAAAAGAAAAAUUAGAAAUGUUAGCUUCUUUAGAGGCAAUUGAAAUAGCAACAAGUUUAAUCUAAAAUCAUAAUGGAAAUAUCUUUGACAAUUACUACUUUAAGUUAAAUUCAAAAAUAAAGUUGAUUGAUACAGCUUCUGCAGAUUAUGAUAUAAUUGAAAAGUAUGUUGAGAAUACUCAUGGAAGUACUCAUUCUAAUUACAAUCUAAAAGUAUUAGAAAUAUUUAAGAUUAAGAGGAAAGGAGAAAAAGAAAAAUUUAAGAAUUUUGGUAAUAGGAUGUUGUUAUGGCAUGGUUCAAGAUUAACAAAUUUUGUAGGAAUUAUCAGUCAAGGAUUAAGAAUUGCCCCUCCUGAAGCUCCAUGUACUGGAUAUAUGUUUGGAAAAGGUGUUUAUUUUGCAGAUUCUGUUUCUAAAUCAGCUAAUUAUUGUUGCACAUCACCUUCCAAUCCUGUAGGAUUAAUUUUACUAUGUGAUGUUUCACUAGGAAAAUGGUAGGAAAGAACUUAAGCAGAUUACGAGGCAAGCAAUUUAGAACCAGACUGUUAAAGUACAAAAGGCAUUGGGAAAAUGGCUCCUACUUAAAAUGUUUAAUUUUCAGAUUUCUAAGUUCCAAUAGGAAAAUUAGAGGAUUAAUAAAUUAAUAGUGAUUUGAUGUAUAAUGAAUACAUCGUAUACAAUGUCGACUAAGUUCAAAUAAAAUAUUUGGUAAAAUUAGAAUUUAUAUAUAAAUAAAAAAUAAAAUGA